AACAUGGAAAAGUCUGAUUGUCUUGAAAUGACCCCUUUAAAUUCCAAACUUUUCUACCCACAUAGACGCAAGGAAGAACUCUGCCCAGUGAGACCAUCUGCAUGCAAUCAGCCUCCUUUGUCACAUCUUCAUCAGUGGACUGGUCCAGAGAGGUGGUUCGAGACCCUUCCAUCAACACUAUCCCUCUGAACUGUUGGGCUAUUUUCUAUCCCCGACGAGCAGCCGAUCAGGCAGAGGAGCUGGUGUCCACAUUCUCCAGGGUUGCCGGACCCAUGGGCAUCAGAAUCGAGCGACCCAUCCGCGUUGAGCUGCGAGACGACCGAACCGAAACCUUUGUCAAGAGCAUUCACUCUCAACUCACCAGUGAACCUCGUCUGCAGCUGGUUGUUUGCAUUUUGACGGGGAACAGAGACGACUUGUACAGCGCCAUCAAAAAGCUCUGCUGUAUUCAGAGUCCAGUACCAUCACAGGCCAUCAAUGUGCGGACCAUCUCUAAUCCUCAGAAGCUCCGAAGCAUCGCUCAAAAGAUCCUUCUGCAGAUUAAUUGUAAACUGGGAGGAGAGCUGUGGACAGUUAGUGUUCCUCUGAAAUACCUGAUGGUUAUUGGAGUGGAUGUUCAUCAUGACACAAACAAGAAAAGCCGAUCUGUUAUGGGCUUUGUGGCAAGUCUCAACAGGUAACUGAAAUGAAAUGGUUUUGAUUUGACUGGGUUGA
Triplophysa rosa is the source of this 714-nucleotide messenger RNA. RefSeq names its product piwi-like protein 2. Gene Ontology annotation, molecular function: piRNA binding. The transcript is spliced from 5 exons. The record is from RefSeq and is a predicted model, not a curated record. Lineage: Eukaryota; Metazoa; Chordata; Actinopteri; Cypriniformes; Nemacheilidae. Gene Ontology annotation, biological process: regulatory ncRNA-mediated gene silencing. Gene Ontology annotation, cellular component: P granule. The coding region runs from base 102 to 680 and encodes 192 amino acids.